AUGAAAACGACCGGUGUAUUGUUGCUGUGGGCGGUAUGCGUCGCCUUAUCGUUAAGUGUUAGGGAUGAGUGCAUGGAACGCCACAAAAUAUGUUCGGUGAAAGAUCGCUUCACAAUGCAAAGAAUAUGUCGAAAAAGCGGUGGAUUGUUGAAACAUACACUGAAAUAUGCCGGGAAAGAAAUAAUCUCGGAUUGCUGUCGGCCAAAUGGUUGUACCAGACAGUACUUAUGCGACUUCUGUGAAAAUUCUUGUUGUCAAAUUGCGGUUGAUAUGAUGAUUAUGGAUUAG
Messenger RNA from Brugia malayi, 288 nucleotides. RefSeq lists its product as uncharacterized. The record is from RefSeq and is a predicted model, not a curated record. NCBI's taxonomy places the organism in Eukaryota, Metazoa, Nematoda, Chromadorea, Rhabditida, Onchocercidae. The transcript is spliced from 2 exons. Bases 1 to 288 code for a protein of 95 amino acids.